This is a messenger RNA of Colletotrichum chrysophilum, 1752 nucleotides long. RefSeq lists its product as uncharacterized. Lineage: Eukaryota; Fungi; Ascomycota; Sordariomycetes; Glomerellales; Glomerellaceae. The transcript is spliced from 2 exons. The record is from RefSeq and is a predicted model, not a curated record. Bases 1 to 1752 code for a protein of 583 amino acids.
AUGACUUGUGGGCCAGAUGUCGCCAAUUUUAAGAUCUGCCCGCUGACCAUUUGCAUUGUCUCUCAGACGAAUUUGUCCGCCGUCGUAACGAAGAGGUUGGAGGAUAGUUACAACGAGGACACGGAAGCCGUGGCCUCCAUCUUCAUCGGGGCGGACGUGACAUCGAGCGGCACCGCCUUCGUCGAGGACGUCCUCACCAGCGUGUUCCUCCAGCUGUCCGCCAAGUACGCCGACGUCGACGGCGACAUGGCGAAUGCGAAGUAUCAGCUGUACAUGGAGGCCUGGAAACACGGCCACCGCGACCGCCACCGCAUCCGUCUGGUGCGGGAGGCGCUGUGCCUGCGUCUCGACAUGCUCGAGAACAAGUUCCUCAUCAUCGACGACUUCGACAGAUGCUACCCCGCCGUUGACCUCUUCCUCGAGGACGAGCUGUCCCACUUGGCGACCAAGGGGCUCAGGGUGUUCCUCACCUCGCGCAUCUCAUGCCUCGAGGAAUUCCCGCUGUCAGCAACGUGCGACUGUUGCCAGAAGGAGAGCUUGAAACUCUUUUGGGGAUGCGAGAGCUGUGACGGGAAGGGGGUGCAGCACGAGAAUACAUAUACUCUCUGCGAAGAUUGCGUGUACAAUGAAGAGGCUUGUGAGAAAUGGUAUCCUUAUGGCCACAUUGAUCUGAACCUCAACGACAACGGCCGGGUCGAGCAGUUCAUCAACCACGAUCUCGAAACCGAACACGGAGACCUAGGAUUGGGAAGCUUAACCCCAGAUAAGCUCCCUCCGCAUUCCCGGCUGGGCCGACAGCUUGCGGCCACGGAAAAUGGCAAAGCUCUCUCCGAACUACAAGGCAAACUCGUGAAACAGGCCGAAGGCAAUGUCAGCCUCGCGCGUCUCCGCCUUGACAAUGAACACCAGGCGCAGUCAGCGGAGAGCAUAUUCUCGCCGUUGGCAGACGUCCUGCCGGUCAACAUCGUGGGCUUCUUCCGCGCCGGGAUGAGGCGCGUCGAGGAGCAGCCGCCGGAGAGGCGGGACCUGGGAUUCAAGGUGAUCGCGGCGGUGACGCACUACAACUAUGGCCUGGGCAUACCGUAUGAGGCCCUCGACAGGCUCCUUCGCAACCCGACGAAGACGCUCACGAGGCAGCAACCCCUCAGAACACAGUCAGCGCCGGUCGUGUCCGGCGUGAAGAGGAAAGCGGGGCCGGAUCCGGCGCCGACUCACGUGCCGCACCGUAGUCUCGAGGAGAUGCUUCAUGCGGCCUGCGGUUUCGUGGUGAUGGUGCCCCUAGGCAACCGGCCACUCAGGGCCUACUCCGAAGCGUUCCACGAGUACGCGCGGCACUACCACGAGGAUCUGAGGUGGGCGCACGCACAGCUCGACUUUGAUAGUGUCAGGGUCGAUGAGCAGGGCAACGUGGCCGAGCAAGGUAACUUGGUAGAGUUCGGCGUCGAAGGGAUGAAACGCCGCGGGACCUUUCAACUCGCAAAGAGUGGACGAGAAGGUCAAAAGUCUGAUCAGAACAUGAAGCCGUUCAUCCCGCAAAAGAGCGACGGAGGUUUCAGGUCUUCUGCUUUGAAGAGGCAGGAGUUCAAGAGGCUACGUGGUGCCGAGUUCAAACUUCCUGUCAUAUCUGAUGCGUUCAGAUUUGAUUCCGCCGGGCCUGUCAUUAUGCCUACAGAUGCAGUGGCAGACGCGGCGAAUGUGACGGCCCCCAAGAAGAAGAAGCUCUCGAGAGCAUCUACUCAGGCAUUCGUCUGA